CAAUGCAACAAUACCCGACCCGACCACAUAAUCCUUUAUCGGUUUAUAUUCUUCCCUGUUUUUAACGCAGCAUCUCUGUUUCAUUCUUCCAUUAACGCCUCCCGGAUUCUCAAUGGCCAGAAAGGGUCGUGGGAAUUCCGCGUACGUCGUCGUUUCGCUUCUCAUCUUCUUCGGCUUGCUCUACAACCGUUGCAUCUAUCACGCCGCCGUUUCUCACUACGCCGUUCACUUUUCCGGCGUCGCUCAGCCCCGAACCACCAAAAGCGCCGCCGACUUUACGGCCAAUAAACUCAUCACUGAGAAUUUCAGACUGGGAGCCGCCCCUGGUCGUCGAGUGGUCCCCACCGCGCCGUCGAUUCCGGCGGUCUCCGUCGCGGUUCCGGACUAUGAGGUAUUUGUGGUCGCCUCGCCGGAAUAUUCUCCGCUGUCUUGGGAUGAAGAUGACCCCUACGUCUGCCUCUUCGAGCAGGGAGAAACCUCGCCGGCGAUCCCCGUCGGAGUGUUGCCGUUCCCUGAUCGGUCACUGUUCAAGUGCGAGUAUCCAGGGAACGCUCGCCGGAGAAAGGUGACGAAGCAGCCGAUUUUGACUCUCUCGUCUUCUCUGAUCAAUUUCACUUCUUCCCCGAAAAAUUCACAACCGCCUCUACUCCAGUGGAAUUUUCUGGCAUACGACUCUAUCACGACCGAGAACGACGUCGUUUUGUUCGUGAAAGGCGUCAAUAACCGUCAAGGUAUCAACCGGAACCCAUCAGAAUUCCGUUGCGUUUUCUUCCUCGGAGAUGAAACAAUCAAAACGAACGUCACCAGCUCAAUACAAGAGGUCUUUCGCUGUAAGUUACCGGAAUUCCCCGCCGGGAAACAGCUCAUCAAAGUCUCCCUAGAAAUUGUGGGACCCAAUCCGGUCAUCGUCCCGACUGUCACGUUUUACAACCCACCACUCCACCUAGCCGAACCGGGAAACCGGGCCGGGAAGUCCAAGCUCUGCGCCGCCACCAUGGUCUAUAACGUCGCGAAAAACUUAAAAGAAUGGGUUAUGUACCAUUCCAGAAUUGGAGUCGAAAGAUUCAUACUUUACGACAAUAACAGCGACGACGAAUUGCCACAAACAGUGAAAAACCUGGUACACCAACAACAACAAGAAGGUAUCGAUAUAACAACCUAUUUUUGGCCGUGGCCGAAAACUCAAGAAUCUGGGUUUUCACACAGCACGGUAUACGCUAAUAGCUCGUGUUCAUGGAUGAUCUUCACCGACGUGGACGAGUUUCUGUACUCGAAAUCGUGGGACGAUUUUAAAGAGCCGUCGCGAUCGCUGUUACGCUCUGUGUUACCGGAAACCGGCGACGUGGCGCAACUCAGCGUUCCUUGUCUCGAGUUUGGGCCGUCGAACCGGACUUCCCAUCCGCCGGCGGGCGUAACGCAGGGGUAUAAUUGCCGGCGACGGAGGGACAACCGGCACAAAUCGAUUGUUUUAUUGGACGCCGUGGAUUCUUCAUUGGCUAACGUGAUUCAUCAUUUCGAGUUGAAGCCGGGGUUCAAGACGGCGAAGGUGAAGCUCGAGGAUAUGGCGGUGAACCAUUAUAAGUAUCAGGCGUGGCCGGAGUUUAAGGCGAAGUUCCGGCGGCGGGUUUCGGCGUACGUCAUUGAUUGGACCCGACAGGAGAAUCCGAAUUCGAAUGACCGGACUCCCGGUCUAGGGUACAGGCCGGUCGAGCCGGAGGGAUGGCCGAUGAGAUUCUGUGAAGUGUACGACGAGGGGUUGAAAUUGCUGACGCGGAGAUGGUUCGGCGUGGAAUCUCCGGCGGGUCUCCGAUUGGCUUGGCAGAGUAGAUGAUGCCAUGAUGGUCCAACCUUAAAACCCUAUUUAAUUAAUUAAUUUUUUUAAAGAUUCUUUUUCUUUUUGGGGUAUUUUAAUUUACAUAAUUUUGCUUUAAGGUUGUUGUUUUGUGGAUUUUUAUUGUAGAUAUACUGAUUAUAUAUUCUUUUUUGUUAUUUUAAUCCCAUAAUUGAAUGGGAGAUGAUAGAUAACAUUCUUCUGU
This is a messenger RNA of Ipomoea nil (Japanese morning glory), 2036 nucleotides long. RefSeq names its product glycosyltransferase family 92 protein Os08g0121900. The transcript has a single exon. The record is from RefSeq and is a predicted model, not a curated record. Lineage: Eukaryota; Viridiplantae; Streptophyta; Magnoliopsida; Solanales; Convolvulaceae. The coding region runs from base 113 to 1831 and encodes 572 amino acids.